Raphanus sativus (radish) is the source of this 1370-nucleotide messenger RNA. Its product is annotated as cathepsin B-like protease 2. Gene Ontology annotation, molecular function: cysteine-type endopeptidase activity. Gene Ontology annotation, biological process: regulation of catalytic activity. Lineage: Eukaryota; Viridiplantae; Streptophyta; Magnoliopsida; Brassicales; Brassicaceae. The transcript is spliced from 11 exons. Bases 155 to 1240 code for a protein of 361 amino acids. The record is from RefSeq and is a predicted model, not a curated record. Gene Ontology annotation, cellular component: lysosome.
AAUAGAUGAUCUGUCUCUCUCUAUCUAAAAAUCUAAGCCUUUUGUGUCUUUCUCUCUCUGAUUAGAAAAGAAGUCUUCUAUCCUUUCAAAAUUCUUGGCAAAUCAUUUGUUUGAUUCUGGAAUUGUAUCAGAGAGAGAGAGAAGAGGGAGGUUCAUGGCUAAUAAUCAUAUCAUGCUCUACUUAGCAUCUGUUAUCUUGCUUGUAGGGAUUAUCAGUUCAUCAUUCAACAUGCAGGGCAUUGCAGCAGAAAAUCUUUCCAAGCAGAAACUCACCUCACGAAUUCUUCAGGAAGAGAUUGUAAAGGAAGUCAAUGAGAAUCCAAACGCUGGAUGGAAAGCUGCUCUCAAUGAUCGCUUUGCUAACGCCACCGUUGCAGAGUUUAAGCGCCUCCUCGGUGUUAAGCCAACACCAAAGAAUGAAUACUUAGGUGGUGUACCUGUUGUCACACAUGACACAUCUCUCAAGCUUCCAAAAGAAUUUGAUGCUAGAACCGCCUGGUCACAGUGCACCAGCAUUGGAAGGAUCCUAGAUCAGGGCCACUGUGGUUCUUGCUGGGCAUUUGGUGCUGUGGAAUCAUUGUCUGACAGAUUCUGCAUCAAAUAUAACAUGAAUAUUUCUUUAUCAGUCAAUGAUCUAUUAGCAUGUUGUGGAUUCCUUUGCGGUCAAGGCUGUAACGGUGGCCACCCUAUUUCCGCAUGGCUGUACUUUAAGCACCACGGUGUAGUCACUGAAGAGUGUGAUCCAUACUUUGACAAGACCGGAUGCUCACACCCGGGAUGUGAACCAGCAUGGUCUACACCAAAAUGUGUGAAGAAAUGUGUUGGUGGAAACCAGCUUUGGGAUGAAUCAAAACACUAUGGAGUUAGCGCUUACAGAGUCAGUCAUGACCCUCAAGACAUUAUGGCAGAAGUUUACAAAAACGGACCUGUUGAGGUUGCCUUUACCGUUUACGAGGACUUUGCACAUUACAAAUCUGGAGUGUACAAACACAUAACAGGUAGUAACAUUGGAGGUCAUGCUGUUAAGCUUAUUGGCUGGGGAACUUCUGAUGAUGGCGAAGAUUAUUGGUUGCUUGCAAAUCAAUGGAACCGAAGCUGGGGUGAUGAUGGUUACUUCAAGAUUAAGAGAGGAACAAACGAAUGUGGCAUCGAACACGGUGUUGUAGCCGGUUUACCUUCGGACAAGAACGUAGUUAGAGGUAUUAAUACUUCGGAUGAUGUUCUAAUUUCUUCAUUUUAAAGCUAAAAUCAAGAUGCGCUCUCUCAACUCUCUGUAACAUAUGUAACAAGCCACUGUAUUAUUGUUUCCAAUGAAAGAAUCAAAAGACUUUAUAAACCCAACCAAAAUAUAUAUCUCCUAGUAUUAUAUA